This is a messenger RNA of Seminavis robusta, 3065 nucleotides long. NCBI's taxonomy places the organism in Eukaryota, Bacillariophyta, Bacillariophyceae, Naviculales, Naviculaceae. The record is from the annotation of a GenBank genome assembly.
UCUGCCAAAAGGCGAGCAAGCUGUCGAUUAAUAAUUGUGCCUCAAUUGAGAAGUCCAUCAGCUGCCAAAAAGAAGCACCAAUCUUGUUUCCUCAACAACUCGUCCUCAAGCUAAUCUAGCUACCUCGUAGUAGUUCAGAGACAACCAAUAACGGGAGUCUCCAUCACAACAGUAGACAAUCUAUCUAUACCAUGCCGAUUACCAGUGCUAGCAGCAGCAAGGGGCCGUCUCCGUCCAUGAGAUCCGAGAGUGGAUCUGCCAAGAGCAAUGGUAGAAGUGAUCUGGACCAUUCGAUUUUAGAGGCAGCAUCGAUUGCACAGACCGAGACUCGAACCAUUCAAAUCCUCCGCUGCGCCGUGAUGGUGGUGCUAGUGAUGACAACCAUUCUAGUCUCCACUGGCAUUUUCAAAUACACCCGUAAUCAAGAGGAAGAGAAAUUCAUUUCUAAUUUCGAGGACAAUGCCGUCCAAGUCAUUGAAUCUUUCCACCAGUUGGUCGAACGACACCUGGGAGCUGCGGCAUGGAUGUCCACGGAGAUCACCUCGUUUGCGCUUCAAGCCAACCAGACUUUUCCGAAUGUCACCGUACCUGAUUUCGCUCAGCUUGGAUCGCAUUUUCGAUCCGUCUCGGGUUCGCACGUCGUUCACUACAUGCCGUUAGUAAGCAACGAUCAUCGUGAAGGUUGGGAGGAGUAUGCCAUGGACCAUCGAUUCCAUAUUGACGAGGCAUUUCAGCAAGAUAAAAAGCACCGAACUACCCAGGAUGAAGCUUUUGGGAGGCAACGGAACUUACAACAACAGCCAGGAGGUGCCAAACUGAACAUGACCGUGCUGGACGAGGAGUCAGGAUAUCACCCCAAGAUUUGGAGGAACGGUGGGAUUGUCGCCCCUGGGGAUGAGCCGGAAGGAAGUGGGCCAUUCAUACCGCUCUGGCAACGAAGCCCCAUUGACGGUGCGAGACAGCGAGUCUUGAAUAUGAACUUUGCUCAGACCAAGGCUCUCAAAGCUGGUCUGAUAGAGUCCAUGGUGAAAGAAAAGAAGGCAGUGCUGAAUAGCGCAGCCGUUCCAAUUCCGGAAAUUAGGGAACGGCUGGAAGCCAAUCUUCGUCUUUCGCAGUUUCGGCACAAUAUCGAGGAGUACGUCGACGGGCUCAGCACGUUUCUCGCUUACCCAGUCUUUGAUUCCUUUGACGAAGACAAAAGAGAGGUGGCAGGUGUGCUGGCCACAAAUAUCUAUUGGAAAAUCCUAUUUACCAAUCUGCUGCCAUCCUUGUCCCAAGGGGUGAUUUGUCAGGUUGAAAACUCGUUCAACCAGACCUUUGCAUAUCAAGUGGAUGGCGAUGUUGCAACGUUCCUUGGAAUGGGAGAGCACCAUGGCUCAAAAAAGUACGCUGACCUUGGUAUGUCUACCGAUGUCAGCCAAUACCUGCACAUGAGAGCAAGCCCCCAGAAUCGGGCAUACUCCACGAUUCCCCUCAGCAGUGAUGCCAACUAUGUUCUUCGAGUCUACCCUUCCAAAAACAUGGAGGAGCAGUACAUUACAAAUGAACCCAUCCUCUACACGGUUGUUGCCAUUUGCUGCUUUGCGUUUGUGUCUAUUCUAUUUUUGGCCUUCUCCUGUGUUGUUGAAAGGCGACAGCACAUCAUGAUUGAGAAAGUGCUAGAGAAUGCCCACAAAGCUACCACAGCAGAGAGGGAGCUGAAUGAGUUUUUGAGCCACGAGGUGAGGAACCCUCUGUCAGCUGCCAUAUCUGCCUGUUCCUUUAUCACCACCGCUGUCAACGAGCCAAACCCAAUGUCGACUCCCGAAAGCACCGAACUUGUGAGGGAGGACAUUGAAGUAGUCAAUUCGAGCCUCCACUUCAUCAAUGACUUCCUUCGUUCGAUGCUUGAUAUCCACCGCGCCACUGGCAAUCAACUGAAGAUUACAAAAUCACCAACUGAUCUUCUACGAGAUGUGCUGGAACCAGUGUCUGCAAUCUUGUACAAAAGAGUAGCAAACUUUGAAGUGAUUGUUUCCUGCCCCGAGAACCUGUUUGUGUUAACGGAUUCAAUCCGUUUGAAGCAGGUUGUUUUGAAUUUGGCCCGGAAUUCAUCCAAGUUUGUAGAAAGGGGCUUUAUCAGAUUGAGGGCUGAGAUUCUCAAGAACAAUCAAGUUCAACUCUACGUGGAAGACUCUGGUCCUGGAGUACCAUUGGAAAAGAGAGACAAUCUGUUCCAAAAGUACCAGCCAAGCUUGGACCUCCUUCAUCAGGGUACUGGAUUGGGACUCAGCCUCAGUCAAAAACUCAUGACUUCCAUGGGAGGGAGCUUGUGGCUGGACAACUCUUUCGACAGUGGGGUGGAGGGCCAACCAGGGGCAUGCUUUGUAAUACAACUGAAUUCACCACCACUCAAGAUUGAAUCCUUGGUUAUGACGGAUUGUGAGAGUGAGCCGUCCAACGACGUGGUUGCUGCCGAGUGCAAUCGCUCUAGCGGCAGUACAGUAGACGCAACAAAUCAAAAAUCCACUGAUUCGGCGGCAGCAGCUUCGACGUCGGGACCAAGUGACAACGCGACAAUCGGCCAGCAGGGAUCCAACACCACGAAUGACAUCUCGGCGGAACCACCACCUCGGCCACUGUCGGUUGAACCUGUGUCUCCUCAAGCUACCGAGCUGCCAACCGAACUGCAAGUCUUGUUUGUGGACGAUGAUUCCAUGGUUCGAAAACUGUUUGUCCGUGCAAUUCGAAGAGUCCAGCCAUCAUGGUCUAUCCAGGAAGCGUCCAGUGGCGAGGCUGCCCUGCGAUUGUGUGAAUCUCUAGAGCGGCAGCCAGAUUUGAUCUUCAUGGACCAGUACAUGGCCUCUACUGAGAAACAGCUCUUGGGAACUGAAACUGUUCAAGCCAUGCGAUCCAAGGGAGUCCAGAGUAUCAUUUGUGGCCUGUCUGCGAACGACAUUCGAAAUCAUUUCAUCAAUGCUGGCGCAGAUGAGUUUCAACUCAAACCAAUCCCGUGCAAAGUUGAUGAGCUGCGAACACUGUUGAUUCGAAUCUUGGAGACUAGACCACUAUCGGAGUUGGCUUAG